Messenger RNA from Chlorocebus sabaeus (green monkey), 1635 nucleotides. The record is from RefSeq and is a predicted model, not a curated record. Lineage: Eukaryota; Metazoa; Chordata; Mammalia; Primates; Cercopithecidae.
GCGAAGGGCCGCGGGCGGCCCGGGAAGGGAGGAGGGAGGCUUGGGAGGCUGGCGGGCGGUUUUAUUGUUUCCUUUCGCCCUCCUCCUCCCGCGCCUCGGCCCCGGCGUCACUGGAAAGCCGCCCGAGCCGCCCGGCGGCUGGUUAUUUAUAGCGCGGGCUGCGCGCGCGUCACGGAGCCCGGCCCGGCUGACGGGGCCGCUGACGCGCUUGGCCGCGGGGCCGCGCGCCGGGCGCAGGCGACAAUGGGCUUCUGUGUGUGCAGCUGCUGUCGCCGCCGGGGGCCGAGGGAGGGGGGCGGGAGACUCCCCGGCUCCCCUCUCUGUCGGCCGCGAGCCCCCGAAAGUAUGUCGAGAGAGGGGGAUCUAUCCAGCCGGGGGCGACCACUUUGUGAGCCCCGGGGAGCGGGACCCGUACCACGCGCGUCCAGCUGGGGAUGCGGUGACGGAGGGGCCGGGAGCGCCGGGCAGGUAACGUAUCCUGGACUUAGAGUCGGGGGGCUUUGUUUGGGUCGGGAGGAGGGGAGUAGGGGUGGGUGUGAACGCCGGGCUGCCCUUCCGGGACUCCGGUCCCCCCUCCUUCGCCCCCCUUGCCUGCGCGCUGGAAGCCAACCUGGGUGUGUAGCGCGAAGAGCGAAAGAGAAACUUCUCCUGCGUGACUGACUAGAUGAGGCUCCUCCCGAGAAGCCGAGAUAAUACAGGCCCCUCUCCCGCCGCCCGCCUGCCUGCCUCUCCUCCCCCGGCCGCUCCCUCCUGUCGCCCCACCCCUCGAAGGCUGCGGACCAGCCCCCCACACUUCCCCCUACAUCUCUGGCGGGUUCGCGCCGUGGACGCCCCCGCCCUGCGGGAGGAGGGGCUGGCGCGGAUUUUAGGGACUUCCUGGGAUACGGAGACCGGCUCUGAACCAUCCCCUUUCUGCUGCCGGGAGCUGGGGAAGCUUGCUCUGGAGCGUCUCUCACGUGGCAGGCAGGCAGAGAACUUGCUGUACCUUCUAGGAAAUUACAAUCGAUUUGUAAUGCACUUUCGCUAAUUGAGAGUUCAAAAUUAAACUUUAAUAAAGCAUUUGUGUCGUCUCGUCUAAUUGUGAAAGCUUCCAUCCGUCCUGGUAGAUAGACUCUAAGUCUCAAGUUAAUGGCGCUAAGCUAGAUUUCCCCCCCAAGUACAAUUCUGUCAGCCGUCGUCGGCGCAGCUGGAUUUCCGUAAGGUACAGAUGUUGCUAAUGACAGCUUAAGCACGGAUGGGCAGAUAGCAUACGGAAUGCAACAUGUUGCCAUAUGGUUCCUUUAGCCUUUCACCUCCAGGGAUAUCAAUCACAUAUAUUCUGGGAGGAACUUAAUGACUCUCUGAACAGCAAAAUGAAUUACCUGGUACAAUUUAUAUCCCUUGACCUGAUACGUUAUAACAACAGGAAGAUAGCAUCUCGCAAUUCUGUGGUAUAAAUUGAGCUACAGAGCUACAUUUCAAAUUCUACAACAUCUAUUUGUAGUUUGAGGGGCCCUGUCAUAUUCUGGCUGUAAAAUCUGUUUCUGUAUUGCCCAUCUCCCUCCCCCUCCUACCUCUGGACGAAGCAAAAUUUAUAAAGUUUAGCAAAACUGUGGUGUCGGAAAUUGCCAGUCAACCGAUUAAUAGAUGAAGUGU